Molecule: messenger RNA, 4106 nt
Organism: Mauremys reevesii (Reeves's turtle)
Lineage: Eukaryota; Metazoa; Chordata; Testudines; Geoemydidae
Product: zinc finger protein 391-like
Exons: 7
Coding region: 69-1388 (439 amino acids)
Biological process (GO): regulation of transcription by RNA polymerase II
Molecular function (GO): RNA polymerase II cis-regulatory region sequence-specific DNA binding; DNA-binding transcription factor activity, RNA polymerase II-specific
Source: RefSeq, a predicted model, not a curated record
AAGGGCAACGCCAAGGAGAAGGGGCAUGGAACAGCUUCCCGCCGAGGAGAGAUUGAAAUGACCCUGGGAUGUUCAGCUUGGAAAAGAGACGACUGGAGGUACCGGGAGAGCAUCUGGCCUGUCAGCGAAAAGCCGAGGAGGAGCGGCAAAGUGCAGAGCUCCUGAAACAGACUGAAGCCGAAAGGCAGAAGAUCGUUGCGGAGUGGAAGGAGCUGCGAGGGUUCCUGGAGGAGCAGGAGCAGCUCCUGCUGUCCCAGCUGGAGGAGCUAGCCAGAGCCAUUGUCAGGAGAAGGGACCAGGGCGUCUCCAGACCGUCCGGGGAGAUUUCCCUGCUCGGAGAGGAGGGGCAGCAGCAGCCGAGGAGCCGAUCCCCGCAGGGUGCUGGACGCACUGAGAGCCGCAGGGAGGAUGGGCCGUUUCAGAAGCCAGAGCCGGGGUUUGCGGAGCUGGAGAAGAGACUCAGCGAUUUCUCUCUGAAAAGUGCCAUCCUGCAGGAGGUGCUGCUGGGAUUCAAAGAGACUCUGCGGCUGGAGCUGGAGAACCACACAGCAGGUGAUGUGGCAGUGAGUGAGAACGAGGAGCAGAAUCCGCAGCAGGGAGAUACUCAGCACAUGGAACCAUCCGGGGUGUUAUCAGAAAGAUCUGAAAAGACUAUUCACUGGAGUCGUGAGCAGAGAAAAGGUCAUGAGAGUCAGCACUGGCCAGAGAAGCAGCAGGGAAAACAGCCAGGGGAUUGUCGGGGAAGUGGCAAGGGUCUCCAGGAAACCACAGCCCAGCAGAGAAUCCCCCCAGGAGAGAGAAAAAACACCUGCAGUGAGUGUGGGAAAACCUUCAGUAGCUGCUCAGCUCUUAUUACACAUCAGAGAAUCCACAUGGGCAAGACACCCUAUAGAUGCUGCGAGUGCGGGAAAAGCUUCAAUCGGAACUCGCACCUUAGUAGACAUCGGAGACUCCACACAGGACAGAGACCUUUUAAAUGCUCGGAGUGCGGGAAAAGUUUCAGUGUGAGCUCAAACCUCAUUGCACAUCAGACAAUCCACACAGGAAACAGGCCCUUUACGUGCUCUGAGUGCGGGAAAAGCUUCAAUCGGAACUCAAACCUCAUUACACAUUUUAGAAUCCACACAGGAAGCAGACCAUUCACAUGUGCUGACUGUGGGAAAAGCUUCACUGACAGCUCCAACCUUACUCAGCAUCAGAGAACCCACGUGGGGGAGAGACCCUAUAGAUGCUCAGAGUGCGGGAAAAGCUUCACUCGGAGCUCAGACCUUAUUAGACAUGAGACAAUCCACACGGGAGACAGACCCUUUAAAUGCUCCAAGUGCGGGAAAAGUUUCAAUCAGAACUCACACCUUAUUACCCAUCAGAGAAUCCACAAAGGAGAGUAACCCCAUAAAUAGCUUGGCUAGGGCUGGCCGAAGUUUGGGGUUUUUUUAUAAAACAUUUGCUAUUUCCCACAUAGUGACCUUUAAAGCUGUUUGCACCAUUUGCUUCACUCUGGUCCCCCAGCUCCCCCAGGUGAGUUGCCUGCUUUUGCCACUCACCCGUCUUUGGGGUGAAGCCCAUCGUCCGUUCUAUCAAUUCCUUGCUAUCCUGUAAGUCAUGGGAACGUGUGCCCCUCCUGACAGGAAUGGCCGUCAGUCCCAGAUAGGGAGAUAGGGGUGACCUCAGCUAGCUACAUUGAGAUAAAGUCUAUUUGGACCUUGUCUCCACUAGGGUUUUCCAUGGAGUUAGCAAGCUUGAGUUACCUAUCUUGAUUUAAAUGCUAAGCUAUUUUUGCAGUAAAGACAUAGCCUUGGGAAAGUGGUUGGGGUUAGCUAGCACAUUUCUCCUUAAGCUGACCUAACCUGCAUCACCCUUCCUAGUUCAGACAACCCUAAGGAUCGCAUUUACAUUUACUCCUGCGGGAAUUCUGCGCCGAAAAAAUAAAAAUUCCGCGCACAAUAUUUUAAAAUUCUGCCAAUGUUAUUUGUCAAAAUAACACUACAUGAUCAUGCCCGCUUCAAGUAUUUUGGUAAUUUAUUUCAAAAUACCUGUCCGCAAGUAUGACUGUAACAAUACCAACACACACAAAAUUUCCCCCAUGAGCAGAGAGUUAAAGAAACCCCUUUGACAGCCCAGUUCCUGUUUCUCUGCCCCCCCCCCCGCCCAGAUCCCAGCCGGGUGCCCAGACACCAGCUCCCCUCCCCCACUCAAGCCCAGCUGUGACCCACCCCCAGGCCAGACAUCAGCUUUCCUUCCCUCCCAAGACCAGCUGUGCCCCCCUAGGCCGGACAGCAACCCCCCUCCUGUGCAGAGCCCAGCCGUGGCCCCCCAGCCCAGGCACCCAUCCCUCUACCACCCAGAGCCCAGCAGUGGCCCUCCCAGCCUGGACACCAGCCUCCUACUGGACAGGGAUCCAGAGGGAGAAACAGCCUGUUGCUGGGUCCCCGGCUUGUGCAGAGUUUCCUGCAUGCUGCCCUCUCCUUCCCUUGGGGCAUGCGGGGAACUGCAAUUGCCAGGAACUCUCUACUCUCUCCCCCGAACCUCCUCACCGCUGCAGUGUCUUCUGUGUGCAAGCAGGGCUCACCUGGGUCCAGCGGCCCCUGCUGGCGGCCACCAGCAUUGCAGUCCAUUUCUGUGAGGGAAAAGAAAUUAUGCGAAAAAACUAUUAAUUUCUGCAAAAUUCUGCAUUGCGCAGUGGCACAGAAUUCCCCCAGGAGUAUUAUUGUUCCCCCACUAGCAGAGUGAUUGUCAGAAUAACUGAGUUCACCCUUUGUGGACAGAUUAUCUCACUCCUUGUUAUUCUCACUUUCUCCAGGUAGUGCUCAAAAGUUAGUUAUUUUUGUACCUUGGGGUGAAUUGGAGGGAUUCUUUCCUGCCCCAUCACCACUAGGGCUUUAGAAUUUAUUCUAUCCCUCCGUCUCUCAAAGUGUCAUGUGACACACUGUUCUCAGCUCUCUGUAUUUCAAAAUCAGAGACUUGUUAGCACUGGAAAGUGUCACAGACCUAGAGGAGAAAUUUGAAUGGAUCCCAAAGCCAGUGUGAUCAUUCUGAUCUUAAAUCCCAGUUUCCAUUGAUUGAAAAAGUGACUUUGGGGCUUUUUCCUGCAAGCAGAUGGAAAGGCUGCUGUUUUCCCCCAUUUCAAUGAUGCUAAAACUUUUGAAAAAUAAUAAUGAGGUGGUGUUGAGUGAAGCACGUUUGAAUGGAUCAUAGGAGAAUGCAGUGGGAGAAUUUGUCCUCCUGGCUUUUGAAUCAUUAGAUAUAACCUCCUCUGGAAUUUCAUAGUGUAUUACAUGGUAAUUGUCAAAUUUCUCUGCAUUAUGGAUUUUUCUCUCUUUCCUGAAUGCCGUUUGGUCACAUAACUGGAUAUUUUGUUGGAUAGAAUGUGGAUCAGAUUCAUUAGGGACUUGGAAACAGAUUACCAUUUGCUAAAAUAGUCUUGUGAUUUUUUCGCAUCCCUCCAUGGUAACAUAGAGGAAGUCAGUCACCGGGAGAGAAUACUCCAGUUUAUUGGGCAUGCUACCAAGGAACUAGUCAGGUAUUUUAAAUCUCCAUACUGAAAUGGUGGGCAACAGUACCCCACAAAUGGUGCAGCUAGCUGAAGUAAUUGGAUAUGGUCACACUGCUGUUCAGUUGGUUGGGUCAAUAUCGUGUCAGAUUGGAGAGAAUUUCACAGGAAGUGACUUGGAACUAGGCAAAAUAUUUGGUUCCCAGAACAGUUGUGGCCCAAGCAGGUCCAGAUUAAAGAAUUUUGGGGGCCCCUCCCCACCUUCCUUAAACUAGACAGAGCAUGUGAUACACCAUAUGUAAAUAUGAGAAUGUCUUCAUUUAUGAUGAUGAUUGUUAGUUAGAGCUUUCUCAGCAGAAAAUACAGCUGCACCACUGAAAGUGAAAUGAUUGUGUCUUAUGCUAACUUAUACAGUAGCAUCGUGUAUUUUGAGUAUUAGAAAGAACACAAACAGAAUUGAAUACAAGAAUAAAAAUUAGCUCCACUGAGUGUAAAAAAGCAUUAUACCGUGUGCUGUGCUGCCUGUUUCAUGUACUGGAAGAAAACAUGUAUGUUUAAUAUAUUUUAUCGUGUUUUUUGUUUGUUUAGGGUUUUUUGUUAACCAUAAUUCUCCGUU